AUGGCGCCCUCAGCUAUUCAAUCAGAGAGUCCUUAUACUCAAGGUAUUGACAAAGCGAAGGUCAGGACAUUGAAGGAGAACACAUUGUCGUCUGAAUUCAACGCCACCCGCCACUUGAACUUCGAGCCUCCGAACGAGUACUACACCCUCGACAAGCUGGGGUUAUCUUCCACUGGCUCAAUAUCCCCGGUAGCGAUCACUGCAUCGUUCCCCCUGCUCAGCGAUGAAGGCAUCCGCAAAGCACGCGCCGACCUCUUCCGGACGGAAAUGCUAGCCAAGCACAAAUACGUCGAAUCCAAGGACCCAGGCGUAUACAAGCUUCGCGGAUAUGGAAAAGAUGCACGUUUCGUGUAUGACAUGUGGACGUCGAAAGAAAUGCUAGCUGCAUGCUCUGCGGCUGCUGGUUGCGAGCUGGACGUUGUGUUUGAUUACGAGAUUGGACAUAUCAAUGUGCAGCUACCGCCAGGUGUGGAUGAAGGCGGUGAAGACCUUGAGAGAUUGUUGCCGCCUGUGGACCCCCCGCGUCAGAGGGCAGAGGUCAGCGACGAAGAAGCAGCAAAAGCCGCGGAGGCUGGUAUUGCCAACGUCACGGCGUGGCAUAACGAUUCUUUCCCAUGGGUCUGUGUUGUGAUGCUCUCCGAUCCGACCGGCAUGAAAGGUGGCGAGACCGCAUUACGAAAAGGCGAUGGCAGCAUCCUGAAAGUUCGAGGGCCGUCGAAGGGUUAUGCUGUGAUGAUGCAAGGGGGUCUGAUCAACCACGUAGCCUUGAAGACGCUUGGUGACGGAGAGCGGAUCACCAUGGUAACUUCCUUCCGACCACGAGAUCCGCACGCGGUGGAUUCGAGCAACCUGGGGAAUGUCAAAGCGGUGAGCGAGCCAGGGCAGCUCUUCACGCAAUGGACACUAUACCGAACAGCGGUUUUGGAAGAGCGAUGUCGAAGAUUUGCAGAGGAUCUUCGAGAGGCGAGGCUGACUGGAGAUGAAGUCGAGGUGAUGGUCGGCAAGUGGGCGAGAGAACAGAUUCAGUAUAUCGAGCGCACAGCCAAGGAGCUGACAGAUGAAGGUGAGAAGGGGAACUACAACCAUAAGUUUGUCAGGCGACCUGGAGAGACCGUGGGAAGGGACUUGUAA
Messenger RNA from Zasmidium cellare ATCC 36951, 1131 nucleotides. RefSeq lists its product as uncharacterized. Lineage: Eukaryota; Fungi; Ascomycota; Dothideomycetes; Mycosphaerellales; Mycosphaerellaceae. Bases 1 to 1131 code for a protein of 376 amino acids. The transcript has a single exon. The record is from RefSeq and is a predicted model, not a curated record.